AAAAUAAAAAAUGGAAAAAGAAGAUUUUCUUGGUAAAUACAGACAUAUCUCCAAUAAAUUGAAGAAGAGAUUUCUCAAGAAACCUAAUGUUGCAGAAGGCAGUGAACAAUUUGCAUCCCUGGGAAAGACGCUAAAGCAACAAGAAUGUCCACAAUAUGCAGGACUAUGUUAUCUUGCUCAAGCUAGAUGUGAACACACAAUUGCUAGUUCACCCGGAGAGGCCCAAGCUUUGACACAUGCAGCAAGAGAAUUCUUUGAGGCAGAAAGAAUGGACCAGGACCACCGUUGUGUUAGUUACGAGGAACAUAUUAAUGCAGCUUUGAAUUGCUAUGGGCAUGCAAUACGGGUGCACAUUGAGGCAAAGCAGACAUGUCUUGCAGCAUCUCUCUGCUUAGAACUGGGAAACACCCUCAUGAAAAUGGGUAAAUGUCAUGAAGCAAUUCCACACUUCCAACGUGCGGCAGAAUUACAGAUUCAGAGCCCAUUAGAGUGUCUUCACACGAUGGGGAGGGUGGCCACAUGUAAAAUCAGUACAGGUGACUGUGAGGGUGCUCUGACGGUGUUCACAGAGAUGGCCUAUCUUGUUGAGGAGAGGGGAGGAUGUUCCAUCAGUGGCAAGCCUUUAGGAGCAUUCUCUGAUAUACUUGCAAGAUGUGAGAUCACACGAGUGCUGUUACUUAUGCUUUUACAGCCUACUCCACAAAGAAUCAGACCAGAAUAUGCCCAGCUCCUUGAAAGAUAUUCUUGGGAGUCUACAGAUGAAAAUACUCCAGUGAAUUAUCUGAAUGAAGACUUGUUCCUGCUUCUCCAGUCCGUGGUGAUGGCGUGUCAAUCUAAAGAUUUGAACUCUAUCCGUCUGCUUCAAACAGAACUGUGGCCCCAUCUAUCUGCAGAACAGAAUGAAAUCCUACACCUAGUCAUUGAAGAACUUUCACAUUUAUCAGAUCUUGGAUUGAACUGAAUAUGUGAAGUAAACCAUUAUAAAAAUGUGAAGCAUGCCAAUGUGAAUUGAAUAACGCAUUUGUAUGGUUUGGAACAUUCCAGUACAAUGUACAUGUAGUAACCUAAUGUAGUAGUCUACUUACUAAGUACAAUGUAGUAGUUUACUCACUAACUACAAUGCAGUAGUCUACUUAUUAAAUACAGUAAACCCUGUCUAAGUAGAACAACUGUGAUAAUUCUAAAAGGUGUUCCACUUGGGAAGUGUUCUAUUUACAGAGGUCCAUUUAGCAUUAAGUUAGCGGGUCUUGAGACUCUGAAGGUGUUCAACUAACAGAGGUGU
Molecule: messenger RNA, 1282 nt
Organism: Owenia fusiformis
Lineage: Eukaryota; Metazoa; Annelida; Polychaeta; Sabellida; Oweniidae
Source: the annotation of a GenBank genome assembly